Messenger RNA from Callithrix jacchus (white-tufted-ear marmoset), 11166 nucleotides. RefSeq names its product glucosaminyl (N-acetyl) transferase 4 (gene GCNT4). Gene Ontology annotation, cellular component: membrane. The record is from RefSeq and is a predicted model, not a curated record. Lineage: Eukaryota; Metazoa; Chordata; Mammalia; Primates; Cebidae. Gene Ontology annotation, molecular function: acetylglucosaminyltransferase activity.
UGAGGAUGCUUUUUAGUGAGUUCAUCUUUAUAUUGAUCUUAGGUGAUGAGUAUUCUUAGUAAGACUUUAGACAGAAGGAAAAUCCUGAUAUUUCUAAAUCAAUAAGCUUGUCAUAUCCUAUUUUUCAAACUGAUAUGUAAUAAUACAAAGUUUAAGAACUUUUAAGGUGGGCCUGAAGCGGGAAUGUUCUUCAUAUGAGAAAUUUCACCCAGAAAGUUUUCUAAAACAAUUAGUAAUUCUCUGUGCCUAAAUUAUGUCACAGAUAACUACAAGAACAAAUGAAUUGAUAAAGUCUUCAGUGACAGGAUAUGGGACAGGAGUGACUGAUGGCAGAAUCACUCAGGAUGAGCUUUCUUUCUCUUCCUUGAAUUGAUUCUAUGGGCUGGAAGACUGACUAACCUCUUCAUUAGUUCAUUAUCAGUCCCCACCUGUGACUACAGAAAUGGAAUGUGAUUCCUCACCCAGCCUUCCUCCAGGCUCAUUCUCCAUGAAAAAAGUCUCUUAAACAGGGUUAAACAAAAUCUGAGUUGACUUCUGUUCCCGUUUUAGGACAUUUGGAGAAGACAGUAAGGGGAAAAUUUAGUCAAGGGCUAAAACUCUUGCGGGAAAUAUGGAGAAUUUUUUUCUUUAUGUGGUCUUCCAAGAGACGGUAUGCAUAAAGGGUUAAAAGUGCAAGUCUGCAGCAAAACUUUCUGGGUUCAGGUUCCAUUUAAAGCACUUUCUAGAUCUGUAACCUUGGGCAGCUUUUUAUUGCCUCAGUUUCCUUUCUUACAAAAGAGGGAUUACAGUAGUACCUACCUCAUCGAUCUCUUGAGGGGACUGAAUUGUUACAACCAAAACCUAGAGUACUUAGAACGGUGCCCCUAGUGAUAAUUCUUGAUUGAGUGAUUCUACAUUAAUCAUAACUACAGUAUGGCCCUUGAAAACACAGGUUUGAACUUCAGGGGGUCCACUUAUACACAGAUUUUUUUUUUUUCAAGUAAAUACAAAUUGAAAAUGUAUUUGUAGGAUUCAAAUCCCAUGUGUAGGGAGGGCCAACUUUUCCCAUACCUGGUUCCUCAGGGCUGACUGUGGGACUUGAGUGUGCAUAGAUUUUGAAAUGAAUCCCCUGCGUAUACUGAGGGAUGAAUAUACAUAAAAUUAAUAAAGAGCAUUACAUGGAGGCCUUCAGGCACUAAUUCUAAAAUACUUAGUUUGUUGAGACCUUGUGGGGAAAUAGGAGGUAGACUGAAAAACAGGACAGUAAGCCACAGGUCUGGGCAGGGUCCUUAAAGAAGCCAUGGAGUCCCUAAUCACCUCAGAUUUUCCAGUAACUGGAGGUAUCCACAGUGAAGCUGCGAAAGAGCAAAGUUGGCAGCCUGCCCAUCCCUCUGGGAGCUUCAUCCCAGGGAGGUUCAAAACCUCUGUCAGCCAGAAAGCGUCGGCGCGAGGGUAGCUGGAGACACUGGUUGGGAGGUCACGCCCGGUGAGAGGAACAGGAUCAUGGAGCCACUUUAAAAAGCAGUCUGGCCACGUUUCCUAGGCCAGCCUUCUUUUUAACAAGAAAACUGGCCUUUCACAGAGCUUAAAUAGUUGAACCGAGUCUUACAGCUACUAAGCACUCAUCCAGGGACUCAAGCCCAGGGUCGGUGGCAUCCAGAAGCCCAGCUUUUUCUUUCCUCUCUCCCUAGUGCCCCACAACCUGGUAAUGAAAAAGGUGCAGGCAUUCUUGGUCCCUAAACUCAACCUUAUUCAGUCCUUUUCUCAGUCUCCUUCCUCCCAUUCUUGAUUUACCAUUCCCCUUUCUACCCUGGGAGGGGAAGCAUCUGGACUUUGACAGCCCUUGUUUUUAAAUUGCCAAGGUAAGAAGAGUUAGUUGAAGAGCCGCUAACGGUUGUAGCCAUUUAGCCCUGAAUGUGGUUGUGCCCACCUAGCUGGCAGGUCCCUGAAUGCGGUCAUGUGCACUUCGCUGCAGUGUCCCUGAAUGUGGUCGCAUCUACUUCGCUGGGCUCCACCUCUAUGCCCCUGCUGCUUCCCUGCAGGCUCCAAGAACGCCUGGGAGAGCUGGGAGAACAUGGUUUGAGGCAAACGCUUCGUUCCACAUCCCUAUUGGGACUUUAGUGAGGAGUAGGUUUUUACUGAAUUAUUAUAGGCCAUACUUCACCUGAGUUAUGGCCACCAAACCUUGCUACAGCUUUUUCAGUUCUGUCAUCACUAGGAACCUGUGCCUAUGUGGCAAUAAACUCCACAGCAUGUCAGACCUUCCUGUCUACCUGGAUAGGUAGAAGGGGAAAUACUGCUUCUCCCAUGGGUGGGGCAUUAUUUGUAAUGUCAUUGUAAGACUAACUUCCUGGCAGCAAAACACCUGCCUACUUCCUGCCCAUAAGCCUCUAAGAGGGAAAGUACUGGGUGCAGUGUUUGCAGAAGGUGACAUUGCUUGUCUGGUUUCCUAGGAACCAACGUGACAGCCAGCUGCAGCCCAGCUGACUCUGGUGAGACCUGGUCAGAACUCAGGAGCUGGUUCUCAUUCCUCCAAGCCUGAGGCCUCUGCCAGCCUACCCCCACCCCCUGUUACUUGUGUCCCCUGGGGCUGUGCUGCUCUGGGGGUGUACCCCCUGCAGAGCCCAAUGGGAGCGGCCCACAGGUGUCACAGAUGUUCUUUUCAGAGGAAGCCAAAGCCAGCAGAGCCAAGGUUGGGGACCUGUGGGCCUCUCUAACCUCCUGCCACCAUUCCCCUCAUUAUUAUUAGUGAGCACUGCAGCUGGGAGGAGGCCAACGCCCCCCUUUGGGAGUUGACAGAAACUCCAUACCAAGUGGCUUUGCACCUACGAACCUCUUUGGGGAAAACAGUGAUUUUCAGUUGAAGGGAUUUCUGUUUAGCCAUAAAAAAGAAUGAGUUCAUGUCCUUUGCAGGGGCAUGGAUGAAGCUGGAAGCCAUCAUUCUCAGCAGACUAACACAGGAACAGAAGACCAAACACCACAUGUUCUCACAAGUGCGAGUUGAACAAUGAGAACCCAUGGACACAGGGAAGGGAACAUCACACACCAGGGCCUGUUGGGGGGUGGGAGGCAAGGGAGGGAGAACAUUAGGACAAAUACUUUAUGCAUGCGGGGCUUAAAACCUAGAUGACAGGUUGAUGGGUGCAGCAAAUGACCAUGGCGCACGUCUACCUAUGUAACAAACCUGCAUGUUCUGCACAUGUAUCCCAGAACUUAAAAAAAAGGGGGGUGAUUUCUGGCCAUUGGAGAAGGCUACUCAUUUCAAAGGAUAUCAAAGGCUGACCCCAAGACAGACGAGUUCUCCCCCUUAAAGAUGCCUUGGGUGGAAGAAGGUGCAUGAGAAAGCAAGUUGCCUGGGCUGUCCCAUUUUCCUACCCUUUUUCCUUUGAAAUUCACUCUUGUUCCUGAUUCUCAGAUGUGGGCCCCAGGGCCAGGUGCCAAAGGACUUCUCACUGGGUGGCUCCAACCUCUUUCUUCCCUGGAUGUCCUGUGACUGUCUAUCUGUGGGCAGGUAACCAUGGCCUCCUGCCCAGCUCAGACUCUCCCAACCCAGGCUGGAGUGUGCCCCAGGCCUUCUAAGGAAAGGCAGGGAUGUCUGGAUGCAGAAGAGGCCCUAGAAAUGAGUAAGAAGGCAGGGAGCUGGCCUUUGUCUUUUUAUGUAAGUGUGAAGAUGAUAGUUGAAUGAUAUGACAACUCUGGGAGACUUGGUAAAUCUCUUUAAAAUGUGAGGUCUUUUUACCACUGUGGUGUCAGGGGAAGUGCUAAUUAACAUUAAUUAGAGAUUCCAUGGACCAAUAAAGUGAGAAAAGAAACAGCCAAAAUUUACUUUGGGUUAGACCUGUUCUAAUUCUAGCCAUUUCUGUAAGCUACAUACUAUUUAUGCCUAGUGACCAUGAAUUAAGACAAUGAUCACACACACACACACACACACACACACACACGUUUGGGAUUGAUUAGUCUUCUAUUGUACCACAACACUCAAUUCCACACACAUGCCCAGGCUUCUGGAGUUGCAGUGAGUUGCCUUGUGCAUCAGGUUGGGGGGGGGGGGACAGUUUUCCAUGGUUUUAGAACAACUGGCAACAACCCUGGCUCAUGGCCUUGAGCCUGAGUGAUGGGACCCUAUUCGGUGUGCUUUGGAGGAGCAGAAAGCUGAGACCUACAAGGGACCCAGGGCCAUGAGCCUGACUAGGAGUCUCUUAACCUGGGUGCUGAUUCAGCAAAGAUGCUCUCUGGACUUGGCAGUGGGGAUGGAGAAGAAGGAAUGGAUUUGAGGCACCUUUAUGAGGUGGUGUGUUAACAUGGGUGUGAGGGAAAUGGUUGAAUUGGGUAACUCUGGUUUCAAGCAUGGGCCAUGCUUGAGUGGAGGGAUGGUCUCACCAUUGAGACAGAAAACGCAGGUGAAGUGAGGAUGUCGAGUUCAGUUUCGAGUUUAGUUUGGACUUGUGGAGGCUGAGUGCCUGUAGGAUAUCAAGUGGCAAUGUCCAUCCAGCAACUGCAGAUUCACCUCUGAGGCUUGGGCAAGAGGUGAGGGCUGGAGGGAAAGGUGUUGGAAGGUGGAAAGGCAUCAGUGUGGAAGGUGGAAUCCAGAGAUGGGGGCAAGUAUGCACAAGAAGAGAAGUGAGCUGAGGAUAGAAGCCUGGGGCAGCCCACAGAGGAGGGACGAGGUGUGGCUGGAGUGUGGAAUUCUGCAGUACAGUUUGUGGUGGUGAAGGUGUGGCUCUUUAAACAGAGGGAUUUAAGUGGAGGUGAAUGAGGAAGGUGGGAUGUCAUUCCCAGGGGAGAGUUUUGUCAAUUGGUCUGUACAGAUGAAAUCUACAAAAUUAAAUUGGGUUCCAACUUCUUGGUAAUUCUCUUGAAUGAAAUUGUAUACAAUGAUUAUGUCUUCCAUUUAAGGUUUAUUAAGAUGUGUUAGAAAAUUGCACGUGGGCUCUUGGACCCCACCAGUUCUCAGUAUCUGAGCCUCAGCCGUAGGGGCUCAGCCAGCCUUCCUGUCCUGGAGCCUUGGGCUAGUACCUCCUGGGCCACCUUCUUACUGCUCUCUAUCAGUACCUCUGUACCCUCCUCCUAGUCAGCCUGUUUUCAUCUGAAAAAGUAGUAUAAUCAUUUCUAAAUGCAAAUGAUACUAAAAGAUAUUCAGUGAUAAGUAAAUCCUCCUCCUACCCAGGCCCCAAUCCUCAGUCCUUCCCCACUCUACCCUGCAGAGCAACUCCUAUUACCAGUGUUGUGUGUAUACAGUAUCCUUUUGGAAAUGCUACAGCUGUGGGCUGAAUCCAGCCAGCUGCCUGUGUUUGUAAAUAAAAUUUUAUUGAAACUCAGCCACACCCACUCAUUGAAAUAUAAUCUGUGGCUGCUUUCCCAUCAAAACAGGCAGAGUUGAGUAGUUGUGACUGAGACAUUAUGGCCCACAGAGCCAAAAAUAUUUACUAUCUGGUCCUUUAAGAAAAAGUUUAGGGUGAGGGUGGUGGCUCAUGCCUGUAAUCCCGCACUUUGGGAGACUGAAGUGGGAGAAUCACUUGAGGCCAAGAGCUCAAGACCAGCCUGGGCAGCAUAGUAAGACCCCAUUUCUACUAAAGGAAAAACUAGCUGGGCAUGUUGGCACACACCUGUGGUUCCAGCUCCUUGGGAGGCUGAGGUGGGAGUAUCACUUGAGCCCAGGAGUUCAACUCUGCAUUGAGCCAUGAUUGCACCAUUGCACUCCGGCCUGGGUGACAGAGCAAGACCUUAUCUCAAAAAAUUAAAAAAGAAAAAGUUUGGUAGCUUAUGCUCUUUGCAUGUAUAGAUACAUAAGUAUACUAUAUAUGCUUCUACGUUUUGCUUGUUUUUAUUUCACGGUGUAUCUUAGAGAUUAUUCCCCAUUGGCAUGUACAUGCAGAUUGGUCUCAGGCCUUUUCUCAUAAUAUAGCAUGGAUGUAAUUUAAUCAAUGCACUGUUCAAGGAUGUUUGAGAUAUUUCCUGUCUUGCCUGAAUACAAAGCACUGUAGGGAACCUCCUUGUUGAAUACAAAACACUAGAGGGAACCACACAGGGCAUCUUCAGGGUGGGUACAUUUAAAACUGACAGCUAUUUCCAAAUUGCCCCCCCAAGGUAGUUAUUAUACCCCCACCUACUACUCUCAGUGAGAAUCAGGCCAUUUUUAUUUUAAGGGCUAAAUUACUAAUCCCUGUGUGAAAAUGAGCAUUAACAAAAUUAAAAAUAAGGAAAAUAUGCAGGUUUACCCAAUUUUGUUAUCUAUACAUUUUAUAAUCUCGAAUACUUAUUAUAGCUCUUUGGGUAUCUGCCCACCACUCUUCUUUCUAAAGGUGGGCUUCACUGGGCUUUCCUUGUUUGACUUCAGAUGUGGAUCUAAUCAGGAUCUGGAGGUAGAAUCAAGACAGAUGUUCCCUUUGGCCUCAGAAUGAAGAUAUUCAAAUGUUGUUUUAAACAUACCCUACAGCAGAAGGUUUUCAUCUUGUUUUUAACCCUAUGGCUGUUCUCCUUGUUAAAGCUUCUAAAUGUGAGACGACUCUUUCCGCAAAGAGACAUUUACUUGGUUGAGUACUCGCUGAGUACGUCACCUUUUGUAAGAAACAGAUACACUCAUGUUAAGGAUGAAGUCAGGUAUGAAGUUAACUGUUCGGGUAUCUAUGAGCAGGAGCCUUUGGAAAUUGGCAAGAGUCUGGAAAUAAGAAGAAGGGACAUCAUUGACUUGGAGGAUGAUGAUGUUGUGGCAAUGACCAGUGAUUGUGACAUUUAUCAGACCCUAAGAGGUUACGCUCAAAAGCCUGUUUCAAAGGAGGAGAAAAGCUUCCCAAUAGCCUAUUCUCUGGUUGUCCACAAAGAUGCAAUUAUGGUUGAAAGGCUUAUUCACACUAUAUACAACCAGCACAAUAUUUACUGCAUCCAUUAUGAUCGUAAGGCACCUGAUACCUUCAAAGUUGCCAUGAACAAUUUAGCUAAGUGCUUCUCCAAUAUUUUCAUUGCUUCCAAAUUAGAGGCUGUGGAAUAUGCUCACAUUUCCAGACUCCAAGCUGAUUUAAAUUGUUUGUCAGACCUUCUGAAGUCUUCAGUCCAAUGGAAAUACGUUAUCAACCUGUGUGGGCAAGAUUUCCCCCUGAAGUCAAAUUUUGAAUUAGUGUCAGAGUUGAAAAAACUCAAUGGAGCGAAUAUGUUGGAAACGGUGAAACCCCCUAACAGUAAAUUGGAAAGAUUCACUUACCAUCAUGAACUCAGACGGGUGCCUUAUGAAUAUGUGAAGCUACCAGUAAGGACAAACAUCUCCAAGGAAGCACCCCCCCAUAACAUUCAGAUAUUUGUUGGCAGUGCUUAUUUUGUUUUAAGUCAAGCAUUUGUCAAAUAUAUCUUCAAUAACUCUAUCAUUCAAGACUUUUUUGCCUGGUCUAAAGACACAUACUCUCCUGAUGAGCACUUUUGGGCUACCUUGAUUCGGGUUCCAGGAAUACCUGGGGAGAUUUCCAGAUCAGCCCAGGAUGUGUCUGAUCUGCAGAGUAAGACCCGCCUUGUCAAGUGGAAUUACUAUGAAGGCUUUUUGUAUCCCAGUUGUACCGGAUCUCACCUUCGAAGCGUGUGUAUUUAUGGAGCUGCAGAAUUAAGGUGGCUUAUCAAAGAUGGACAUUGGUUUGCUAACAAAUUUGAUUCUAAGGUGGACCCUAUCUUGAUUAAAUGCUUGACAGAAAAGCUAGAGGAACAACAGAGAGACUGGAUCACUUUGUCCUCAGAAAAGUUAUUUAUGGAUAGAAAUCUCACAACCACAUCAUGAUAGUAAAAUCAGGAUGGAAAUAAGAUCUUGGGUACCUGAUAAAUUGAGUCAAUAUGGAAUUGAAUACUAUACUAUGCCCAAUACUGUUUAAACUCAGUCGUCCCACACUUUACAAGGUGUCCAGAAUUCCUUGCACAAGGGAAAGUGAUCUAGCCUUUGAUGAUAUUAUCCGCAGUUGGUUAGGUUUUUUCAAUGUUUGUUUUUGCUUAUAAUCUCACUGAACUAAGUCAGAAAUCUUAAACAUUCAGUCAGUCAUCAAAUAUUAUUGAGCACCUAGGCACUUUUUUAGAGACUGUGGCUUAUCCUCAUCAUAGCAACCUUGAUAUCUUUAAGUUCGCCACAUAGUAGGAUUCUACUGAAGAAGUUUUUGAAGUAUGUGGUAAUCAUCUGAUCAUGUAAACCACCCAUUUCAGAGUAGUGUUAAGUACUGUGACCAACACUCCACUUGUCUCUUAACUCAGCUUCCAAGACAUUUCUUAACCAUUAGAGCAGAGGAGGAAAGACUCACUACCUCAGAAAAAUCUCAAAGAAUAGUCCAAUUUCCUGCUUGCCAAAGCAUAAUCUGCCUUUUGGUGCAUUACUUGGUCAAUUCAGGGUUCAGGAGACUGUUGAGGGGGGCAUUUAUAGGUGUAUGAAAGUUAAGGAAGGGGGUGAGGAUAUGGGUUGCAACAGGUAGUGCCUAAAGAGGAGUGAAGAGAUUUAUACAACAUUUUUUAUCAUGUUACAAAACAGUAUCAUGAAUGGACUCCUUUUUAAUUCAACUUUUCUUUAAAAUUCAUUUACUGAAUAAAAAUAAGAACUGACUAAUAGCUCCAAGUGUCACCAGAACAUUAAGCCUAAGUCUUCAACUGGUAAGUUACCAUUCUAGGUAAGUUUCUUUACAAUGGAAUACUCCCUAUGGAAUGAUUAUAAUUUUGUUUUACGGAAUUAUCAAGCUAAGAGUCACUAAACUUUCUUGAAAAGGUUGUGUGAAAUAUGACAGCUUUCUAAAUUAAUUCUUAUAGUCAUUUAAAAUGUUUUCAUCUCCAGCAACUGUCCAACUGAAAUCCAGAUAUAAAGUGAUAAAAGCUAUAUGUUUCUUGCAGUCUUUCUCAGCUUAGUUCCAUAGAGGAAAAAAAGCUAAUUUUCCUAAGGACACAGCAAGAAUAUUCAUUAAGGAUAUUUUCUAAAACCCACAUUUGAGAAAGCCACCAAAUGAGUCAUAUACAUAUAUAUAUAUAUAAAACAGAACCACUGUUAGGAUAUCUUUCCUGAACAUUAUGUGUGUGUGUGUAUAUAUACGUGUGUGUGUGUGUGUGUGUGUGUGUGUGUGUAUAUAUAUAUAUAUACACACACACACAAUUCCUACCCCAUUUCACUUCUAGAACCAAUCCCAUUACAGAUAUAUACACACACAUAUCUGUAAUGAAAUUGUUCUAGAAGUGAAAUGGGGUAGGAAUUGUGUGUGUGUGUAUACACACACAAUGUUCAGGAAAGAUAUCCUGACAGUGGUAUAUGUGUGUGUGUGUGUAUAUAUAUAUAUAUAUACACACACACACACAUAUACACACACAUAUCUGUAAUGGAAUUGUUCUAGAAGUGAAAUGGGGUAGGAAUGGGGUUCUGAGAAUAGGCAAUAACAUUUUCACCAGUCUCUUGGGAAGUUGUAGAACUCAUGUAAAAAUUUCUUGGUCACCAUAUGUCUCAAUGGCAGCCUCAGUAAGUAGCGAUGUAGCCUCAGAUAUUAAAGAUGUAGUAAAUCAAGGCCAACAUAGGACAAUUUGGAAGAUUUAAGUAUUACAUAUUUUUAAAUGUGUGUGUUCUAAACAUGAAAUGCAAUUUGCUCAUUUUAAAGUUCAUGAUUAACUGCCAACUGACACCACUUCUCGCUGCCUUUCUUCUCUUGAACUCGUUUUUAUUUACCCCCUUCAAAUUACUUCAUUCUUCAGAAACAGCUAUUAGCAAGCCCCAUUCUUCAAAAUGAGUAAACAUUGUAUAGAGCUAAGUUCUGCCAAAGAUCCAUACUGGUUCACUCACGUAUGACUGUGGACAGGUAGGUCACUUCGUUCUCUAUGAACCUCAGUUUUCCAGGUCUUCAAAAUAAGCACUUGGAUGCCUAUCCUGACUUCCUCACAAGUUUUUUUGUGAGAAUCGAUUGAAAUAGUAUAUGAAGUGGUUUGAAAAGAGGUACAAACUAUUGAAAUGUCAGAGAGUGAUACCUGUAGUAAUAUAAGGCAAACAAAGGUCCAACUCCAUAUAAAGACUUAAACAUUUACCUUUUCUGAAAAACCACUGAAAUAUAAAAAGAGGCCCCAGUUACAGGGGCAACGUCUGUAACCAAAUCCAGAUCUGAGGAAACCCCUGGAACCCCAUUUGGGGUUUCUUUCUAAGCCAAUAGGAUUAACAGGUUGGUGCAGUGGCUUACAUUGAGAAUGGGGCUAGAAAUACUUUCCCACUAUCUAGGAUGAAAUACAUGAGAUCCAGAUGAAAUCUUGGUUUUUUUGCCUUUGGUCAUGAGAACAAAUGUAAAUGCUGAGAAACAAAUAACCUCCUGAUCCAAUGUCUUGCCUCCUGGUGAGAAAUUAUUCUAUUCCCUGUUUAUUGGGAAACUUCCCAAGUUGUUCAUCACUUGAAUGCCAUAUUCAAAGGGAACAUGGAAGGAUGAAGAGGAGAAAGUGCCUUCGAGACGUUCACACAUUUCUCUGGACUCAGUUUGUUAACAUUUCAGGGAGCUUGUCAGAUCACACCUUUUUGCCUUGGAAAUCCUGCAGAUUUCCUGUACGCCUUCAUAUCUGAUUCUUCCCUAAAACUUUUGGGUAUGAUUUCCUCGUUCUUGAGAAUGUCCUGCAGUCUGUGUUUUAUAAUUAUUCUUUGUAUAGUAUUUAUUGAAUUUAGACUCUAAGUUAUUCAGAGAUCACACCAGAACCUUAGAGUUUCUAAAUCGUAUGUGGAUAUUAAACAAUAUUAAUAAUGAAAGAGCUACCCAAAUAGCCUAUAUUAUGUGAACAAUCUCUUGUAAUAUUAGAUGUAUUUAAAGACCAGUGUUGCUGCUAUUUUUAAUAUUUUGGUUAUUUAAAGUGAAAUGUACAUAUUUAAAUUUGAAGAUUUAUCUUGCCUUUCCAAAUGUGAAGAUAUACCUACAUAUGUCUUGACAUAUUUCAUGUAAAAUAAAAAUGAUAAUCUACUUUGUGAAUGUAAGUGAAUGUAUUCUUAUGUAUGUUAUUACAAAUGAUUUUUGUUUGCAUUGAUGAUGAAAUGAGAGUUUUGGGUUUUUGUAAUGCAUUUAUAUUGACUGGUCUCUAAAUCGCCUAUUUUGUUUCCUUUCCAUUUUCAAAAUACAGUUCCUGUAACAUUAGUUUUAAAUAGCUUGGUGUUUCAUUUUGUAUUAUGCUGCUACUAGAUGUUAAUUCUCUGGUAUGGUAAAAUAAAAUGUGCUCCAAAACCCUGAA